UACAUGGGUGAGAAUUAUUAUCAAGAUUCUGUGAUGGUAACUUGGAAAGGAUUUGAGUAUCAACUAGUGAAGAUUAUCACUAUUUUCACUACCAUUGAUUUUUCAAAUAACAAUUUUCAUGGAGAGAUUCCAGAAGUAAUUGGGAAGCUUCAUGCUCUUCGUCUUCUCAAUCUUCCUCAAAACAACCUAAUAGGUUGUAUCCCACCAUCUAUUGGGAAUAUGAGUGACUUGGAAUCCUUAGACCUUUCUUCAAAUAAGUUAGUUGGGAAAAUUCCUCGGCAAUUGACCAAAUUGAAUUUUCUUGGAUUUCUCAAUUUGUCAAAAAACCAUCUCAGCGGACCCAUACCUCGAGACAACCACUUCGAUACCUUUCCAAACAAUUUAUAUGAUGGGAAUUUGGCAUUAUGUGGAUUUCCUCUGUCAAACACAUGUGAAACUUAUGAGAAGACACCACAACCACUCUCAAAAUCAGAUGAUGGAGAAUCUUCAAAUGGUUUUGGUUGGAAAGCAGUAUUGAUUGGCUACAAAUGUGGAAUGGUAUUAGGAGUUACGAUGGGAUAUCUUGUGUUCUCAACAGGAAAGCCUCUGUGGGUUAUAAGGAUUGUUGAAGGAAGACAACCUGAAGAGGGGAGAAGGUUGAACAACAAACGUGGAAGAAGAAGUACUUAAUUGAUUCAAAAAGUUCUCAUGGAUUUGUCCUCAGUUCUACCACCGGAAGUUCCAAUGCUGCAGCCAUCAAUGAUACACAGGAGCACUCGUUGGUACCAACUCACCAAUUAU
Mangifera indica (mango) is the source of this 780-nucleotide messenger RNA. Its product is annotated as receptor-like protein 33. The transcript has 2 exons. Lineage: Eukaryota; Viridiplantae; Streptophyta; Magnoliopsida; Sapindales; Anacardiaceae. Gene Ontology annotation, molecular function: protein binding. The record is from RefSeq and is a predicted model, not a curated record. Bases 4 to 669 code for a protein of 221 amino acids.